GAAGCGGAGCGCUGGCUGGAAGCUGUCACACAGUAGUUGUGGCGAAAGCAGGAGAAGCCCUUUCCGGACGCGCGCGCCCAACUGUUGCGCUACACGGACAAACGACGCGGGAGAAAAACAACGUUAAAUAUUUUUUGACAGCAACUUCCACAUACUCUUCGGGGAAUUAAUCUCUCGUGUUUCUGCAAUGGCUGAUAUCAUACAAAGCAACGACCAAUCCUCAUCUGACGUUGCAAAUCGAUUCGCCCGUAAAGGUGCUUUGAGGCAGAAAAACGUCCAUGAAGUAAAAAACCACAAAUUUAUUGCGAGAUUUUUCAAGCAGCCGACUUUCUGCAGUCAUUGCACGGACUUUAUUUGGGGGUUUGGCAAGCAAGGAUUUCAGUGCCAAGUGUGCUGUUUUGUGGUCCAUAAACGUUGCCACGAAUUUGUCACAUUCUCAUGCCCUGGAGCUGAUAAAGGACCAGACACCGAUGACCCUAGGAGUAAGCAUAAAUUUAAGAUCCACACUUAUGGCAGUCCAACAUUCUGUGACCACUGUGGAUCUCUUCUAUAUGGGCUCUUACACCAAGGGAUGAAAUGUGACUCCUGUGAUAUGAACGUCCAUAAGCAGUGUGUGAUGAAUGUGCCAAGCCUUUGUGGAAUGGACUUCAAAGAGAGACGAGGGCGUCUUUACAUUAAGAUUGAGGUGAUCGGAGACAAAAUGCAUGUCACAGUUGGAGAAGGCAAGAACAUGAUUCCAAUGGACCCAAAUGGAUUGUCUGAUCCAUAUGUAAAACUCAAGUUAAUUCCAGACCCUAAAAAUGAGACGAAACAGAAAACAAAAACCAUCCGUUCUUCCCUGAAUCCAGCUUGGAAUGAAUCAUUUACAUUUAAGCUGAAGCCAGCAGAUAAGGACCGUCGGCUGUCUGUGGAGGUGUGGGACUGGGACAGAACUACCCGCAAUGACUUCAUGGGCUCAAUGUCUUUUGGUGUGUCCGAGCUCAUGAAGUCCCCAGUGUGUGGAUGGUACAAAAUGUUAAAUCAGGAGGAGGGAGAGUUUUACAAUGUGCCCAUUCCAGAUGAAGAUGACGAGGAUACUGAGCUCCGACAGAAGUUUGAGUGUUUGCGGAUGGAAAUCCCAUCAGGAUUUGUGCUUUAG
Molecule: messenger RNA, 1138 nt
Organism: Pimephales promelas (fathead minnow)
Lineage: Eukaryota; Metazoa; Chordata; Actinopteri; Cypriniformes; Leuciscidae
Source: RefSeq, a predicted model, not a curated record